CAAUUAAAUCUGUUUUUUUUUGGUUCACCCUAGAUUAAUAGAUUUUUUAUGUAGAAAGAAUAACAUGAAUAUUCCGUUGUUGGUUGGAGGAGAUUUCAACUUGGAUCUAAACACCUUCGAGCCUUUUCAAGACAAUUCCAGUCUCAUCCGGGUACACAGACCGAACGUUGAGCAAGGCAGGAAGGAUCUUAAUAAUGCCUUUGUGUAUACAAUAGAUUCAAUUCAGAUAACAAAGACACAGACCAAACAGUUCCACCCUGACGUCUUCUCAAGUCCAUGGAUAGUUGUCACUGUAAAAGGCAGGACACAAAUAAAGCUGUGGGCUGUGGUCAAACUACAAAGGUUUGUUAGAAGAUAUAUGCUGAGAAUGAAGAAGAGGAAGGAAGGAAGGAUAAAGAUGAUGGAAACUAGAGAAAGAUGGAGAAAGAAGAUAGAAGGACCAAACUAUUUACCUCCUCCACCACCUCCAGCAGUAACAAAACAUAAUGGGAAAAGACGUCAGAGAUUUGAUGAUCUGAAGUCUGUACAGGAGAGGAAGCAAGAUGAAGCACAGAUAGAAAACUGGUUGAACUAUAAACCAUAA
Messenger RNA from Eurytemora carolleeae, 583 nucleotides. RefSeq lists its product as uncharacterized. Gene Ontology annotation, molecular function: protein binding. The record is from RefSeq and is a predicted model, not a curated record. NCBI's taxonomy places the organism in Eukaryota, Metazoa, Arthropoda, Copepoda, Calanoida, Temoridae. The transcript has 6 exons. The coding region runs from base 65 to 583 and encodes 172 amino acids.